Messenger RNA from Entrophospora sp. SA101, 1491 nucleotides. The record is from the annotation of a GenBank genome assembly. Lineage: Eukaryota; Fungi; Glomeromycota; Glomeromycetes; Entrophosporales; Entrophosporaceae.
AUGAAGAGAUUAUGCUGGAGAUGUAGAAAAAGCGACACAGUAAUUUUCGAACCAACCCUUAAGGCACUAACGUUCAAAUGUAAAGAUGAACAAGAAAAUUAUAUUUGCGGCGAAUGCUACUUGAAGCACGACUUAUCAGGAUUUGAAAGAAGAAGAGAACUAGAACAAAAAGAAAGAGAAAGUCAGGUAAAGAAAGUUAAAAAACUCGAACCGUUAAUAGUAAAUGAAAAAAAGUUCGAAAAUAAUAAUUCGCAAUUUGAAGAAAAUAAAGAAAUAGAGAGACCAAAAAAAGAAUUGAUUAAAAAUCAAGAACAAAAUUUUUACCAUGAUAAAUCUUUAUUAGUUCAAUUAGAAGAAGAAAGAGAAAAGAAUAAAAUUUUAACUGAAAAAGUAACGAAGUUAGAAAAAGAGUUAUUAAGAAAACUAAAACUAACUGAAUUAUUACAAACAAUUGAAAAAAUAAUUCGGGAGGGCAAAGAAAAAGAUUAUUAUGCCCAAGAGUUAAUCAAAGAUAGAAAAGAAAUUUUAAAAGAAAAAGAAGUAGUUCUUGACCUUGAAGAAAUUUGCCGAUUGAAGGAAGAAUUAGUUAAAUUAGAAAUACAACAAAAUCAACAAUUUGAAGCAUUAUUGCGGAAGCAACUGCGGUCAACACAGCGUAAUUUUAACAAUCCAACUUACCACGAAUACCUUUGUGUAAAUUGUAUAAAUGAAGUUGGAGGACAUGCUCGUAAACAAAGAGAAGAAAAAGAAAAAAUUAAAGAGAAAAACCGAGAAAAAGAACGAAAAAACAGUAUUAUCAGCCAAAUUAACAAUAAAUUAAAACCCGGAAUAGGCAAAAAUUGCGAUAAUUGCCAAUUGAUUGCAGCACAGAAAUCUUUAAAACAAUGUAAUCAAACUUUUAAUGCUGAACAAGUAAAAAUACUCAAAGAAUACCAAGCCAAAGUUCAAGUCCAAAAAAAUAACAAUCCAAUUUCACCAGAGAUUAAAGCCGAGAUAAAUCAAGUAAUAAUUGAUAAUUCCUCUCCUGCUAAUAACCAACCACCAAGCAAUAAUAAUUCUCCUUCUCCUAAUCAACCAAAUUCACCAACUGCCCCUUUACCAGUUAGCCAACCAAUAACUAAUAAUUCUAACUCUUCUUAUAAUUGUUCGUUCUGUAAAAAGAGUUUUUCCCAAGAUGCUUAUCACUUCCCAAAUGACCCGAACAAAAUAUUUUGCUCCGAUUGUAAACCGCAAGUAGAAUUAUUCGCCCAAUCUCUCGCCCGAAUAAGCCAAGGUCAAGCAGUUAAUGUUGAUAGUUUAAACUUACGCGAGGACGGCAAAACCACCUUAAAAGCGGCUCAAAAAAUCUACCGAGGCGAACCAGUUGAUAUUAACAGUUUAAAUAUUGACGAGGAAGAUAAACAAGGACUACGAGAAUUCCAACGAGAAAUAGCGAGCAAAAAACCUAUCCCUAUCGAUAAAAGAACAAUCGAACCAAAAAAUAAAAAAUAG